Molecule: messenger RNA, 574 nt
Organism: Scomber japonicus (chub mackerel)
Lineage: Eukaryota; Metazoa; Chordata; Actinopteri; Scombriformes; Scombridae
Product: prisilkin-39-like
Exons: 4
Coding region: 1-480 (159 amino acids)
Source: RefSeq, a predicted model, not a curated record
AUGAGGAUGUUAUGGAUUUCAUGCCUGCUGAUUGGAAGCAUCUCCUGUGUCCCUGCAGGGAAAAAAUAUGGCUCAGGUGCUGCUGACCCAGGCUGGCGGUCUGUUGCAUAUAACAGACCUGUGGCCUCUUCAUAUGGGGCUGCUUAUCCAGCUUCUCAGCCCAGUGGGUAUGACAGUGGUGCUCCACAUGGGGGCUAUGGAUAUGGUGGCUAUGCUAGCUCAGGUAGUGGUUCUGCAGGGGGCGCCUCUUAUGACUUUGUUGCCAGCUCUGGUGCUGAAAACCCAGAGCCGGUCUUCAGUGACGUGUCUGAUCUGGAGCCAGUCUACGCCUUCAGCUCUCACUCAAGGUACCAGCAAGGAAGAGCAAUGUAUACUAAAACUCGCUACACCCCAGGAGAGCCUGGUUCUGUAGGCAUGCUGGGAUCAGGAGCCACCGGUGAAACCUCAAACCAGAACUAUCCUGUUAAAGGUGGCUACUGAAAGGACCUUCUGGUCUGCUCCAGAUGACUCAUUGCUGUGAUGCAACUGUUAACAAAAGCAAAUAAAACUGUGGCUGUCAUGACAGCUUUCUUAA